AUGGCGGCCGCGGCGGCUCUAGCCCUCCUCCUGCCGGUCCUCCUCCAGGCGAGCCACGCUCUCGCCACGCCGGCCGGCAACGCGCACCCGGGUUACACAGGCGCGGACACCGGCACCUGCGGUCCGGCGCGCCACGGCCCGGGGCUGGAGGAGUACGGCGGCGGGCACAUCGUGGACAUCACGCACGCGUACCGGCCGGUCAUGCCCGGCGCGACGGUGCAGCCCCUGCUGCGGCUCAAGGAGUCGAUGGAGGAGGGGUCGGACUACAACCUGUCGGAGCUCCGGAUGGAGUGCCACACGGGGACCCACGUCGACGCGCCGGGGCACAUGAACCAGGCGCACUUCGCCGCCGGCCUCGACGUCGACACGCUCGAUCUCGACGUCCUCAACGGUCCCGCGUUACUGGUCGAUGUUCCAAGACACACAAAUAUAACAGCUGAAGCAAUGGAAUCUCUAAAUAUACCCAAAGGUGUUCGCCGAGUUCUCUUCAGGACAUUGAGCACAGACAGGGGGCUCAUGUGGAAGGAUACUACUGACUGGAGUUAUGUUGGGUUUACAGAGGAUGGUGCACAGUGGUUAGUUGACAACACCGACAUCAAGCUGGUCGGGAUUGACUAUAUAUCAGUUGCUUCGUUUGAUCACUUGAUCUCCGCCCAUGUGGCCUUUUUCAGAAAUGCCGAUAUCAUCCUGGUCGAAUCCCUGAAACUAGACAACGUCAACACUGGACUGUACAUGCUGCACUGCUUACCUCUAAGACUGGUUGGGGCGGAGGGUUCACCAAUCAGGUGCAUUCUUAUCAAGUGAUCACUUCGCUGCUGCAACCUAUAUUCCCCGCUGCUGUUACAUACUGGCUAACGUUACGGUGCAUGCUCCAUCUCUGUAAAACAAAGGCUGUAUAUCGUGUAGGAGUAAAUAUGUUUUUCAGGUAAAUAUGUUUGUACUGUCGAUGAAGUAUCUCAAUCGGCAAAAAAAUAUGUUUAAAGUGUAAAUGGGAGUGUGCUUGCUCUGCCGUUGUUGAGCUGCAACCCUCACUGAACCUUUUGUUCA
This is a messenger RNA of Lolium rigidum, 1047 nucleotides long. RefSeq names its product cyclase-like protein 1. The record is from RefSeq and is a predicted model, not a curated record. The transcript has 6 exons. Gene Ontology annotation, molecular function: arylformamidase activity. The coding region runs from base 1 to 804 and encodes 267 amino acids. Lineage: Eukaryota; Viridiplantae; Streptophyta; Magnoliopsida; Poales; Poaceae.